AUUGUCUCUCUGUCCUCCAUAAAAAUAAAGUUACUUCCUCCUAACACUGUUCACUGCUGCAGCACCUUCACCAAACACUGAGAAAAAACCAAGAGGACUCAUCGGCUUCAGAGCAUCAAUCAGACAUCUUCUUCUACCAAAUCAGAUGGCUGGCCUGUGCUGGGUGACUGUGGUGCUGACCUUCCUCCUGUCUCCUGGAAUCAGUGCUACUGCUGUGGACAAAGAUGACCUUGCAACAAUUGUAAACUUCAUGAUGAACAGGUACGAUAUAAAAACCCAGGUGGGUGUGGCUGUGAACAUCCCAAAGGACCAGGACUUGAACACGCUGCAGGAGGUGUUUGAGAAAGCCGACGUUGUUCGUAAGACACUUGACAAGAAUUCAGUGUAUGAAAAUGCCUGCAAGAUGGUUGCCGCAAGACCUUACAGAAAUGUUCAUGCGGAGGUACGUGUUUUGAAAAACAUGGAAACCUUAAUUAACACAGCUAAUGAUCAUUUUCUAGUCUUCUACUCUUUCUAUUCUCCAUGUGGUAGACACUGUAUGAAUGAGAACGGUCCCUAUUCCAUCAUACCCAAGAUUAAUCAAGUCUUCCCCAAUUGGAACCAGUUUGCAUUUGUGUUUUCCGAAGUGUUCGACAAGACCAGUAAAGGUGUUCCCAUCAACAAAACUGAAAUAGAAGAGGCCCUCAAACAGCUGGGGAGAUCUAAAGUUGGUCACGACAACAUUUUCCGUUGUUACAAACCAAAGAAUGAAGCUUUUAAAUGCAUUAACUGCUUCAAUGACAAGGAACCUGUAGCCCAGUGUGUUGGUAAUGUCGACUGAAGAUUGUUAAUUAAUUCAUGCUCAACAGAAAUAAUCUCUGCUUUCUGUCUAGUUUCAUUGUGCUUCUUCUCGCCCUUAUGUUAUUGUACUAUUUCAUUUUGUAAAUGUGAUAAUUUUGUUAUUUGGCUUUGGUUUGACCUGAAAGUUGGAGCCCCUGUUACUUUGUUUUUUGGUAUCUUUAUCUUCGUAUGUGAUGUGAUGAACACUCACACUUUGAUAUUAUCACAUCUGUCUUAUUGUGCCACCUGCUGGUCACAGGCCUGUACAACAACAAUACAGCCACUACUGGAUAAAAAAUGAACUCCUAUGCCAUUAUUGCAAUAUUAUUGAAAAAUACAACUUUAUGACUAAUAUUUGUUUUAUAAGACAGUGCAUGGUUGAGCUCCGUCACACCUUAAACAAUUUGUUGUAACAGCUUGUGGUGAAAUAAGACAAACAAGAUCUUCAAAAAUGGAAACCGUCAUAUAAAAUAUUGCUCUACAAAAUGAGCUCAAACUUCUUUUUCAGUUACAGCAGAGUGUAUUAGUUUUAAUCAGCUUAAAUCUAAUAUUAAAAAGUGUCUGAUAAUACUUCUCGGAAUGGAUACACACUGCUUAUUGUAAACUGUUUUAAAUAAACCAAGAAAAGAAACUUAACGUCAGUAUUUCCAGUACUCAUGUCAUUGUACUCUAGUUCUCUGUAAAGCUUUGGAAAAUCCUCUAAUGUUGUGUUUCCUUUUCCCAAAUUAAAUCUUGGCUUGGCAUCGA
Seriola aureovittata is the source of this 1566-nucleotide messenger RNA. RefSeq lists its product as uncharacterized. Lineage: Eukaryota; Metazoa; Chordata; Actinopteri; Carangiformes; Carangidae. The record is from RefSeq and is a predicted model, not a curated record. The coding region runs from base 146 to 820 and encodes 224 amino acids. The transcript has 3 exons.